UAAGGUGAGUAACUGUUUCUGACUGCUCACCAUGGAACGGCUUGAUCUGGAGCCGAAACAGAAACGCUACUGCAUUCAAGGGAAGCAUGUGCUUCUCAUAUGCUUGGCUAUGAUAGUGACAGGCAUUGCAGUGGGUCUUGGAGUGGGCCUGAGCCAGAAGACAUCCUCCACUGAUGAGAGCAUCAAACCAACAGCACCCCCAACCACAACCAGCCCAGUGACGGACAGGGGCCCCUGCAAACGCUCCAACAAUACCAGUGGGGCCUGGACCAAUUUUCGGCUACCUGACUACAUCAUACCAAUCCACUAUGACCUGCACCUAGAACCCAACCUAAAUACAGAUAUUUAUACUGGCAGUGUAGCCAUCCAUCUGAAUCUGACCAAGGCCAGCACACACCUAUGGCUGCACAUACGAGAGACGUUUGUAUCAAAAAUGCCCACUCUGCAGCUCAAGAGCUCAACUGGUACCACCUCCAUUGGGCUGAAGGGGUGCUUUGAGUACACUCCACAGGAGUAUGUAGUCGUGGAGGCCAUCGAGGAGCUGAGAGUCACGGGCACAGAUGAGUAUUACAUCCUCACGCUGCAGUUCCAGGGCUGGCUGAACGGCUCUCUCGUCGGCUUCUACAGGACAACCUACCUUGAGAAUGGAGUAAUCAAGAAAAUUGCAGCCACAGACCAUGAACCCACCGAUGCUCGUAAAUCAUUCCCCUGUUUUGAUGAGCCUAACAAAAAAGCCACAUUCAAAAUUUCCAUCACCCAUGACAAGCUUUAUAAAGCCUUGUCCAACAUGCCAGAGGAGAAAAUAGACGAUAUUGAUGACCAAAAGAAAAAGACCUCUUUUGACAAGUCAGUUAAGAUGAGCACCUACUUGGUGUGUUUUGCAGUGCACCAGUUCACUUAUGUGGAAAGGAUGUCUAAAAGCAACAUUCCACUUAGGAUCUACACCCAGCCUUUACAGAACCACACAGCUGAAUAUGCUGCAAAUGUCACUAAGAUCAUCUUUGACUAUUUUGAAGAAUACUUUGACAUGAAAUACUCCAUUAAAAAGCUUGAUAAGAUAGCAAUCCCAGACUUUGGGACAGGUGCGAUGGAGAACUGGGGCUUGAUCACAUACAGAGAGACCAACCUGCUGUAUGAUGAGAAUGAGUCUUCCUCUUACAAUAAGCAGCGUGUGGCCAGUGUCAUCUCCCAUGAACUUGUGCACCAGUGGUUUGGCAAUAUUGUCACGAUGGACUGGUGGGAUGACUUGUGGCUGAAUGAAGGAUUUGCCAGCUUUUUUGAAUAUGUGGGAGUGGAGCAGGCUGAGCCCAGCUGGGGAAUGCGUGACAUCAUGCUCAUUGAAGAUGUAUUUCCUGUGAUGGUUGAUGAUGCACUCCUCACUUCUCACCCCAUCAUUGUUAAUGUGUCCACCCCUUCAGAAAUCACGUCUGUGUUUGAUGCCAUUUCAUACAGCAAGGGAGCAUCUAUUUUGAGAAUGUUGGAGGGCUGGAUUGGUCGAGACAAAUUUAGAGAUGGCUGUCGGAAAUAUUUGAAAAAAUUCUCAUUUCAUAAUGCCAAGACUUCAGAUUUUUGGAACGCCCAGUCUGAGGUAAGUGGGCUUCCGGUAGUAGCGGUCAUGGAUACAUGGACUAAACAGAUGGGUUACCCAGUGCUGAGUCUUGACACAAAUACAGGGACUAAACUCACCCAGAAGAGAUUCCUUCUGGAUCCUCAUGCUGACCCCACUCAACCCAGCUCUCCUCUGGGCUACAAAUGGACUAUUCCUGUGCAGUGGAAUUCAUUCAACACCAGCAAGAAUGACACUUUGCUGUUUGAUAAAGGACUAGCAGAGGUAACUAUUGGAAACUACUCCCCUGCUACUGAUGGGCUCAUCAAAGUUAACAAUGACCACUUGGGCUUUUACCGCGUCAGUUAUUCUGAUGACAUAUGGACGUCCAUCAGCCAGCAGCUGUUAAAAGACCACCUGGUCUUUGGUGCAGCAGACAGAAGUGGUUAUAUUGAUGAUGUAUUUGCUUUAGCAAGGGCAAACAUAAUUAGCUAUAAUAACACUUUUGAAUUACUCAAGUACCUGGCCAAUGAGACAGAGUAUAUUGUGUGGUCACGGGUUUCCUCAUCAAUAGCCUAUGUGAGGGACAUGUUGUCAAGUGACUCUGCAAUCUAUCCCAAAUUUCAGAAACUUUUUCGCCAACAUGUACAGAAGAUCUCUAGAGAGAUGGGCUGGGAAGAUGUGGGCAAUCAAACUGAGCGGCUACUGAGGGAGGAUGUUCUCAGCCUUGCCUGUGAGAUGAAUGAUACAGAGAUUCUCUCUGAGGCUUCUAUCAUUUUUGAAAAGUGGAUUAAUGGAGAAAUCAGCAGUGUACCAGUGAAUCUCAGGCUACUUGUGUACCGAUACGGAAUGAAAAGCAAAGGAACAGAGACAAACUGGAAGAUUAUGUUUGAGAGGUACCGCAAUGCCACACUCGCUCAAGAAAAAGACAAGCUGCUCUAUGGCCUGGCUUCUGUAGAAAAUAUUUCACUCCUCAGCAGGCUGCUUGAGGCAUGUAAGGACGAGACCAUUGUGAGAAGUCAAGACUUAUUCACCGUGGUACGAUAUGUGUCCCUAAACAAGUAUGGAGAGAGCAUGGCUUGGGACUGGACCACUCUUAACUGGGACUACCUAGUGAAAAGAUACACGAUUACGGACAGGAACCUAGGACGUCUACUUGGUAGAAUCAGUACAUCAUACAACACAGAGCUGAAGCUGUGGAAGAUGGAACACUUUUUUGCCCUACAUCCAAAUGCUGGAGCAGGAGAGACACCCAGAAAGCAGGCUUUGGAGAGAGUUAAGAGCAAUAUUGACUGGGUGAAGCACAACCAAGAGGAGAUCAAGUCCUGGCUGGAUCACAAUGUGUUUUAAACAUAUCACACACUUAAGCACACAGUUAAUCAAAACACUCCCCCAUCCUUCUCAGAAUUUUCUUCUUUGCCCUGAAACUAACCUUAAAAUGAGAAGACUGAGAGAAACUUAUGAACCUACAGACAUAAUUAAUCAAGUGCUAAUGCACAAGAGCAUAGAAAGCUGUAAUGAUAAAACUCCAGCUGUGUUUUUUCUAGAUUCAAUAUUAAUCACUCUGACCUGAACACUCAUUUGAGAAAAAUGGACUGUAUAUUUGUUGUUUUGUAUUUAAG
Molecule: messenger RNA, 3168 nt
Organism: Neoarius graeffei (lesser salmon catfish)
Lineage: Eukaryota; Metazoa; Chordata; Actinopteri; Siluriformes; Ariidae
Gene: enpep
Product: glutamyl aminopeptidase
Exons: 20
Coding region: 32-2896 (954 amino acids)
Biological process (GO): peptide catabolic process; proteolysis
Cellular component (GO): cytoplasm
Molecular function (GO): metalloaminopeptidase activity; peptide binding; zinc ion binding
Source: RefSeq, a predicted model, not a curated record